CUGAAUACAAGAAAUCUAUUUGUCUCACGAGACCACUCUUAUGUUUUGGACUCUGAUGAUAUAACAGGAGAUAUUGCAAAACGUUUGUGUACAGCGGCAGAAGUGAAGUUUUUCUUGGAUAGUUUAUUGGGGAAAUCUGUAAGUGCCAAUUAUUUAAAGCCUAACAAGAACUGCAAUUUAACCUCGUGGGUCUCUGGUUGUGAGCCAGGAUGGGCCUGUAGUGAUCUCUCAAGCCAGAAGGUUGAUCUUAAAAAUUCCAAGGAGAUACCUGCAAGAACUUCAAACUGUCAACCAUGUUGUGAAGGCUUCUUUUGUCCUCAUGGUAUCACAUGCAUGAUACCAUGCCCUCUAGGUUCAUAUUGCCCUCUUGCUAAACUCAAUAAAACAACUGGCGUAUGUGAACCAUAUCUUUAUCAGCUGCCUCCAAUGCAGCCAAAUCAUACCUGUGGAGGAGCAAAUGUUUGGGCUGACGUUAGUAGCAGUAGUGACAUAUUUUGCUCAGCUGGAUCGUAUUGUCCAACAAGCAUAAAAAGAAUUUCUUGCAGUAGUGGACAUUACUGCAGGAUGGGUUCCACAUCCGAGAAAAGAUGCUUCAAGUUGAGUUCAUGUAAUUCAAACACAGCAACCCAAAAUAUGCGUGCAUAUGGAAUUAUGCUCAUUGCUGCUUUGAGUACUUUGCUACUCAUUAUUUACAAUUGUUCUGACCAAGUUCUCACUACUAGGGAAAGAAGAGUGGCCAAAUCUAGAGAAGCAGCAGCUAGAAGUGCAAGGAAGACUGCAAAUGCGCGCCAAAGAUGGCAAUUUGCAAAAGAUGCAACUAAGAAGGGUGCAAUGGGGCUGCAAGCUCAACUAUCUCGCACCUUCAAGAAGGAUGCAGGAAAUCUGGAAAAAUUUAAAAUUCUGAAACAAGCAAAUUCUGAAGCAGACGUUGAAUUGUUGUCACAUCCACGACCUACAACUUCAAGCAUGGUUGCAAGUUCAUCUGUGGCAACAAAUAAAAAGGGAAAAGAACCCAGUGGUCUGAUGCAGAUGAUACACGAAAUUGAAAAUGAUCCUGAUAUCGAUGAUAUUGAAAAUGAUCCUGAUACAGAAAUAGAAACUAGAGGUAAAAGUGUCACAGAAAAUGUGUCAAAGGGAAAACAACCACAUACUCAUAGCCAAAUUUUUAAGUAUGCAUAUUCUCAGCUUGAAAAAGAGAAAGCUCAGCAAAAAGAAAACAAGAAGCUUACCUUCUCCGGGGUAAUUAAAAUGGCUACAAACACUGAAAGAAGGAAAAGGCCUUUAAUUGAAAUUUCUUUCAAGGAUCUGACUCUUACAUUGAAAGCUCAAAACAAGCAUAUAUUGAGAUAUGUUACCGGGAAAAUUAAACCUGGCCGCAUCACGGCUGUCAUGGGUCCAUCGGGGGCGGGCAAGACAACAUUUCUUUCAGCUCUAGCUGGAAAGGCAUUAGGAUGCUCGGUCACUGGUUCAGUUCUUAUAAAUGGAAGGAAUGAAUCAAUCCAUUCCUUUAAGAAAAUUACUGGUUUUGUGCCACAAGAUGAUGUAGUUCAUGGAAACCUAACAGUGGAAGAGAAUCUCUGGUUCAGUGCACAGUGCAGGCUAUCUGUUGACUUGUCAAAACCAGAAAAAGUUCUGGUUGUCGAAAGAGUUAUUGAAUUCUUGGGGCUUCAAUCAGUGCGUAAUUCCUUGGUUGGAACUGUGGAAAAGCGAGGGAUCUCUGGAGGCCAAAGGAAGCGUGUAAACGUUGGACUGGAAAUGGUUAUGGAACCUUCACUGUUGAUCUUGGAUGAACCCACAUCUGGCUUAGACAGUGCAUCUUCUCAGCUGCUUCUAAGAGCACUAAGACGCGAAGCUCUUGAGGGAGUGAACAUUUGCAUGGUGGUUCACCAACCCAGCUAUGCUUUGUACAAGAUGUUUGAUGACCUGAUACUUCUGGGAAAAGGUGGUCUUACUGUCUAUCACGGAUCUGCAAAGAAAGUUGAAGAAUACUUUUUGGGCCUGGGGAUCAACAUUCCAGAGCGGAUUAAUCCUCCAGAUUACUUCAUUGACAUUUUGGAGGGCCUGACAGCACCUGGCGGAAGCUCAGGACUGAGUUACAAGGACCUGCCAGUUAGAUGGAUGCUUCAUAACGGAUAUCCAAUACCUCUUGAUAUGAGGCAGAAUGCGGUUCAAUAUGAUAUGUCACACAGUGUAAAUUCAGCUAAUGAAAUUGAUCCCCAUGGAUCCAGUCAUGCAGACAAAACCUUUGCUGGAGAAUUAUGGCAAGACAUGAGAAACAAUGUGGAACUGAGGGGGGAGAAGAUAAGACACAAUUUUUUUAAAUCCAAGGAUUUAUCUGACCGGAAAACUCCUGGCGUUUUCAAGCAAUAUAAGUAUUUUCUUAUACGGGUUGGGAAGCAGCGGCUACGAGAAGCUAGGAUGCAAGCCAUAGAUUAUCUUAUUUUGUUACUUGCUGGAGCCUGCUUAGGAUCACUUACAAAAGGCAGCGAGCAAACGUUUGGUGCAGCUGGUUAUACCUAUACGGUGAUUGCUGUAUCUCUUCUGUGCAAAAUAGCGGCCUUGAGAUCAUUUUCCUUGGAAAAAUUACACUACUGGAGGGAGAGUGAUUCUGGCAUGAGCAGCUUGGCUUAUUUUCUCUCUAAAGACACCCUAGAUCAUUUUAACACAGUGAUUAAGCCUGUGGUGUACCUUUCUAUGUUCUAUUUCUUCACCAAUCCGAGAUCAACUUUUGCAGAUAAUUAUAUUGUGCUGCUUUGUCUUGUGUACUGUGUUACUGGUAUAGCAUAUGCACUGUCCAUAUUUUUUGAACCCGGUGCUGCCCAGUUAUGGUCAGUACUUCUUCCCGUUGUUUUAACUCUCGUUGCAACACAACGAAAGGAUAGUAAAAUUUUGAAGGAUAUAGCUAAUUUAUGCUACUCUAAGUGGGCUUUACAAGCUUUAGUUGUUGCAAACGCUGAAAGGUAUCAGGGGGUGUGGCUCAUAACUCGUUGUGGUUCACUUUUGAAAAGUGGCUACAAUCUUCAUGAUUGGAGUUUGUGCAUAUCCAUCCUCAUUCUUAUGGGUGUAAUUGGCCGGGCUAUAGCAUUUUUCUGCAUGGUAACCUUCCGAAAGAAGUAAGGUCAACAAAACUUCAGGCCAUCGAAUUUUACCUCUGACAAAUCUGAGUUGUACAAAUUGGAGUUAACAGAGAUUACGUUAGGAUUCUCAUGAUUUCGAGAAUGUCCGGUAAUUUUUUUAGGCAUGAUAUUGGUUUUUGGCCUAACUAUGCAAGUUAGAUGUGAUCAAUUAGUCAUGUCAUUGUUGCACGUUCACCUCUUCUGGCUGUGUUUUUUGUAUUAUAGUAAUGUUAAUUUUCGUUGCUUCUAA
Vigna radiata var. radiata (mung bean) is the source of this 3366-nucleotide messenger RNA. RefSeq names its product ABC transporter G family member 28. The record is from RefSeq and is a predicted model, not a curated record. The transcript has 12 exons. The coding region runs from base 334 to 3117 and encodes 927 amino acids. NCBI's taxonomy places the organism in Eukaryota, Viridiplantae, Streptophyta, Magnoliopsida, Fabales, Fabaceae. Gene Ontology annotation, molecular function: ATP binding; ABC-type transporter activity; ATP hydrolysis activity.